Molecule: messenger RNA, 363 nt
Organism: Staurois parvus
Lineage: Eukaryota; Metazoa; Chordata; Amphibia; Anura; Ranidae
Source: the annotation of a GenBank genome assembly
UGAUCAUCAGUGCCCUGAUGAUCGGUGCCCAGCAGUGCCACACACAAGUUCCGCCCACCUGUGCCCAGCAGUGCGCCCACCUGUGCCCAGCAAUGCACCCACCUGUGCCCAGCAGUGCGCCCACCUGUGCCACCCAGCAGUGUCACCACCUGUGCCCAGAAGUGCCACCUACCUGUGCCCAGUAGUGCCACCCACCUGUGCCCACCAGUGCCACCCACCAGUGCCCAUCAGUGCAGGCCAGCAGUGCUGCCAGUCAGUGCCACCAUCAGUGCCACCUAUCAGUGCUGUCUAUCAGUACCCAUUAUCAGUGUCCCCUAUCAGUGCCACCAAUCUGUGCUGCAUAUCAGUGCCACCUAUCCGUGA